GUGACGUUACUAGAGCGCCGCUCGCCCUGGUGGUGGAAGCUGGGGUCUGAUCCGAAGCAGGUCCCUGCCGUGCUUGCCGCCGCGCCCCUGCCCCGAGCGCCAUGGCCCAGCCGCCGCCUGAUGUCACUGAGGACGACUGUCUCCCUGAGUACCGCCACCUCUUUUGCCCCGACCUACUCCGGGACAAAGUCGCCUUCAUCACAGGUGGUGGCUCUGGGAUUGGGUUCCGGAUUGCUGAGAUUUUUAUGCGGCACGGCUGCCACACUGUCAUCGCCAGCAGAAGCCUUCCAAGAGUGUCAAUGGCUGCCAGAAAGCUGAGUGCUGCCACUGGCCAGCGGUGCCUCCCUUUAUCUAUGGAUGUCCGAGAUCCCCCAGCCAUCAUGGCUGCCGUGGACCAGGCACUGAAGGAAUUUGGGAAAAUUGACAUUCUCAUAAACUGUGCGGCUGGAAACUUUCUGUGCCCGGCUAGUGCGUUGUCCUUCAAUGCCUUCAAGGUCGUGAUGGACAUUGACACCUUGGGCACAUUCAAUGUGUCUCACGUGCUCUACAAGAAGUUCUUCCGGGACCAUGGAGGAGUAAUCGUGAACAUCACAGCAACGCUGGGUGCUCGGGGGCAGGUGCUCCAAGUGCACGCAGGCUCUGCCAAGGCGGCUGUGGAUGCAAUGACGCGGCACUUGGCUGUGGAGUGGGGUCCCCAGAACAUCCGAGUCAACAGCCUUGCCCCGGGCCCUAUCAGUGGCACAGAGGGGUUCCGGCGGCUAGGAGCUGGACAGCUGAGGAAAAGAAGGCAUUCUGAAGGAGAACCUGUUCUGCAACCCACUCUUGGAUUCCUGGGACCUACCUCUCACCCAGCUGAGAACUCCAAACCAACCACCCUGGCAGAGCAGCUGAAGCAGAGACCGACCCCUCCUCUGGGAGCUGUGCUGUGUCCACAUUUCCUUCCCAUGGCCCCAUCUCCUGUGCAUGCGCGGGAGUGACCAGGCAGUGAGGCCAGCCUGUUGACUGCCCACACCACACAGAUGUCUGCCAGGGGGUGGUCAGCAUUCCAGAGUUCCGAGGGUGGGGAUGCAGACCAGUUGCUGGGGUAUGCACCUCACCCCCUGACCUAGGGUUAGGGACUAUCCUGUCCUGCCUAGUCCCAGCCUGGGCUGGCAUCCUGCCUGUUUCCAGUGGAUGUGCCAAGGUUCAAUGCCCUCAAAGCUGUAGGUUGGCCCUCUGGCUAGGCACACACAGUUCCACCCCUCCCUGUUGGUACCACCCAUUUGUAUAAGCACAGGUCCUAGAGCUUUGCCAGAAAAUGCAUUUCCUUAAAGAAUAAUAUUUUUACUGCAAAACAUCUA
Messenger RNA from Miniopterus natalensis, 1340 nucleotides. It is a transcript of the gene DECR2, whose product is annotated as 2,4-dienoyl-CoA reductase 2. Gene Ontology annotation, biological process: fatty acid catabolic process. Gene Ontology annotation, cellular component: peroxisome. Gene Ontology annotation, molecular function: 2,4-dienoyl-CoA reductase (NADPH) activity. The record is from RefSeq and is a predicted model, not a curated record. NCBI's taxonomy places the organism in Eukaryota, Metazoa, Chordata, Mammalia, Chiroptera, Miniopteridae.